Molecule: messenger RNA, 1315 nt
Organism: Aplysia californica (California sea hare)
Lineage: Eukaryota; Metazoa; Mollusca; Gastropoda; Aplysiida; Aplysiidae
Product: V-type proton ATPase subunit S1
Cellular component (GO): proton-transporting V-type ATPase complex
Source: RefSeq, a predicted model, not a curated record
GAUCUAGUCUAGAUUCUAGAUUCAGAAAUCUAGAAUCUAGAUACAGAGAAUCUAGAAUCUAGAUCUAGAUCUAGUCUUAGUUAUUUUUUUGAGGGGGACUUUCUUGGGCAUCUCAAUAAUGUCAAUAUCAUGUAGAUUCUAGAUCUAGAUCUAACGACAGAAAAGUAUGGCUACGAGUAGAUCUAGAUCUAGAUCUAGCUUUAGGCAGUAACAGCAGCACUUACAGUCUUACUUGUGUAGCAGUGCCAAUCGCCCGCUGCGCCUUGGGCCGGAAAUCGGCCUCCGCGCGAGGGGUAAUUUUUGGGCCGCUCGGAAUCUGAAGUGACUCUUCUAAGUAUAGUUACGGCUACGGGAAAACUCCUGGACGAAAAUAAAUGAAACUCGGCAACCAACCAGAGGAAAGUGAUCUCCCUUGAUUUGUGUGCCGGGAGCAGGUGGAAUCGUAAUGCCUCUCGAUUGCCCGCAGUGCGGCAAGGUGCCAUGACUGCAUCGUUUUUUGGGCAAUGAGCAGCCUUCCUGAUGUGAACAGCCAUGACAUACUUCAGCCGAAAACUUUUGAUGAAAAUUUUCUCACACCUUUGAUGAAGAAGUCUUCACAUUCAGCGGUGGUAUUUCUGCAGGACACGCUGCACAUGGAUGAUUUCACCAAGUAUGCUGAUGUCUAUUCUGUGGACAGCACUGGAGGGGCUUUCAAAAACAUUAAGAACUUGAUGGACGAUAAUUUCUCCCUGGAGCUACCUCAGGUGUCUGGGGCCUCAAAAGCUGUAGAUCAACUCAAAUCUAACUAUCCUGGUGCCAUGCACUCAAUCAGCUCCUUGGAUGAGUUAGAUGCACUGGGUGUGUCACAAGACCAGCCUUUCUUACUGCUUGUACAUUUACCCGCGACCGCAGGAAAUGUCGACCAGGAAGCUGCUAUUGCUAAAAAUGAUGACAUGAUUGGAGCUGUAUGUGAUCGACUCAAGAAAAAAGCCAUCAAGUAUACAGCUUUGUUCACAGGGAAAGCAGCUAGUAAAGGAAUGGUAGAAGAAGGUGAAGUCCACAGUGGCCGACACUUGCUUGAGGCUGACGUGGUCAACAAAAAUGGAACCUUCAUGAAUGCCAGUGACGGCAAUGUGUACAUCUUCAUGCGAACUAUUUCCAUCUGUGUCAAAAAUACUAGCUCCAGCGGUGAUUGUGUUCUCGACUUUGAUUUUGUCCCAGAUGAAAAUGCUGCGAAUCAGACAGUCCAAUUUAAUGGCACUGCAAGAAUUAUACUGGCUUUUCCCAAUAUCAAGGCCAACAAUGAGACAUCUAACCCGUACAACGUGUCCAUUGA